Mytilus trossulus (common blue mussel) is the source of this 3994-nucleotide messenger RNA. RefSeq names its product 5-phosphohydroxy-L-lysine phospho-lyase-like. The transcript is spliced from 11 exons. NCBI's taxonomy places the organism in Eukaryota, Metazoa, Mollusca, Bivalvia, Mytilida, Mytilidae. Gene Ontology annotation, molecular function: pyridoxal phosphate binding; transaminase activity. Bases 93 to 1592 code for a protein of 499 amino acids. The record is from RefSeq and is a predicted model, not a curated record.
UUAUCGUAUAAGAAAGCGCAAACGCGACAUUGUUUCGGUCAGUGUACAUUUUGGUUUUUUUUCUGUCAGCUGCUGCAACUCUCCCAACCAGAAUGGAAAGGUUUUCGAAGGAAAUUACCUUAGAAAAAAGAAAUAAACACAUUGGAGAUGCGUGUACACUGUUUUUCAAACAUGAUCCGUUGAAGAUCACGAAGGCUUCCAAACAGUAUAUGUAUGAUGAGAAAGAUAAUGUGUAUUUGGACUGUAUAAAUAAUGUCUGUCAUGUUGGCCAUUGCCAUCCACAUGUGGUAGAAGCUGGAUAUGAACAAAUGAAGACAUUGAAUACCAACUCCAGAUUUCUUCAUGAUAAUAUGGUAAUGCUAGCAGAAAGACUUAUUUCCACACUGCCAGAAGGUUUAAAUACUGUGUAUUUUACAAACUCAGGAUCAGAAGCCACAGACCUUGCCAUAAGACUUGCCAAUCAUCACACACAUGGUACAGAACAGAUAACACUAGACCAUGCAUACCAUGGACAUGUGAUUUCAGCAUUAGAUUUAUCACCAUACAAACUAGGAACAUGUACAGAUGGUAUUCAUACACACUCAGACAAUGUCCACAUAGUUCCCUGCCCAGAUACCUACAGAGGGAAGUUUAGAGACUGUGAUUACCCUGAAGAUAAUAUGGCACACUUGUAUGCUAAUGAGGUCAAAACUGUGAUUGAUAAACUCAAGAAAGAAAAGAAACAGGUUUCAUUGUUCAUAGCAGAAUCAAUGCAGAGCUGUGCAGGCCAGGUGAUAUUUCCAGAAGGAUAUCUACAGAAAGUGUACAAGCAUGUCCAUGAUGCUGGAGGAAUAUGUAUAGCUGAUGAGGUCCAGGUGGGCUUUGGAAGGGCUGGCUCACAUUUCUGGACAUUCCAAACACAAGGUGUAAUACCCGACAUAGUAACUAUUGGUAAACCUAUGGGAAAUGGACAUCCUGUUGCCGCUGUAAUCACAACAAAAGAUAUAUCAAUGAGUUUUAAAAAUUCUGGCAUGGAAUAUUUUAAUACUUAUGGAGGUAAUCCAGUAUCCUGUGCUAUAGCUUUAGCUGUGAUGGAUGUUAUAGAAGAAGAGAAGCUACAAGAGAAUGCCUUGGUCACAGGGAAAUACUGGGUGUCACAGCUCAAUGAAAUAAAGAAACAGUUCCCUAUAAUUGGAGAUGUUAGGGGACUAGGAAUGUUUAUAGGUAUAGACCUUGUCAAGGACAGAGAAACCAGAGAACCAGCCUCUGCUGAAGCUAAGAAUGUCAUUGCAAGGAUGAAGGAAAAUUUCAUUAUUCUAAGUACAGAUGGUCCGUAUUGUAACAUUAUAAAGAUGAAACCGCCAAUGUGCUUUACGAAGGAAAAUGUAGAUCAUGUCUGUCAGAAACUUGUCAUGGUUCUUAAAGAAAUUGAAGGCAAAAAUAUAAAUAGUAAUGCAAAUGUGAAUAAAUCUGUGAUCAGUGGUAAAAAGGAGACACUUUCUGAUAGUGAUGAUAGUGGUGUAUCUGUGAACGGACAUCAUGGUUUUGUCAAUGGACAGGAAUAUGUGGCUGUCCAUACUGGAGACAAUGAUUCUGUCCCUGUUGUUUCAUAAUUAGAUUAAUGCCAAAAUAAUUUAACUUUUUUGUUCCUGGAAAUCAUUUAACUAUGUAGUUCCUGGAAUAUGAUGCAUUGUUUUGUCAUUUCUACAAGCAUUUUGUUACUUUUUUUUUAACCUGUAUAUGUUAUGAUCUAUUUUAACUAUGUUUUUUAUUAUUUCUGGUUAUAAAAGAUAAGUUUACUUUUCAUAAUCAGGUGAUCUAUAUUAGCUCAUUACUGCCUAUUAAAUGUAUUACAGAGAUAAUUUAUAUUUAUAAUCUUAGGGCAACUUGUCAUACUGACCAUGCAAAUUUUUGUUGAUGAUACAUGUAAUUAUACUAGUCUGUUUUUAUUCAAGUCGUAACUAGUCUGUUUUUAUUUUUAAGUUGUAGGAAGUUAAGUCCCCUAGCUGUACAAUAGUGCAUCAUUUAUAAGAAAUCAUAUGUUAUCGAUAGUAUAUUUCAUUAAAUUCCUGACCUUUCAAGUUCAGGUGCAUCAUCUCAGGUAUAGACAAAACCUUAUCAUCAAUCACUCCAUUAUAUAUAUGUAAAGUCAAGUAUUGACAGAACUAUAAUGCAUUUAGACAUUUUUAUAUAUAUUCAAAAUUUCAAAAGAAAUAAUUUUUGCUUUUUAUUUUGUACAAUUAUUUCAUUAUGUAAUUUCACUGAAGUUUUAUUUCAUUUUCUGAAGAAAAAAAUAUAUUGAAAACAUUUACACUUUUUUAUGUUGGGAUGGGGGUAUUUUUUGUUAGCUUUUCUCACAUAAUCUUUAGUUUUUCAUCAAUUCGUCCCAUGAUCAUUUAGGUACAGUAUUAGGGUUAUACAUGAAAAUUUAUUAGUCUUAUACAUGUAGCAUAAUAUCUUUAGUUAUUCAUUAAUUCUUCCAAAGAUCUUCUAGGAACAGUAUUAGGGUUAUACAUGUAUUUCAUGGAUCAGCACACUCCAAAGAUCUUCUAGGAACAGUAUUAGGGUUAUACAUGUAUUUCAUGGAUCAGCACACUCCAAAGAUCUUCUAGAAACAGUAUUAGGGUUAUACAUGUAUUUCAUGGAUCAGCACACUCCAAAGAUCUUCUAGGAACAGUAUUAGGGUUAUACAUGUAUUUCAUGGAUCAGCACACUCCAAAGAUCUUGUAGGAACAGUAUUAGGGUUAUACAUGUAUUUCAUGGAUCAACACAGUACCUUAAGUUAUUAAUUAAUUCUUCCAAUGAUCUUGUAGGAACAGUAUUAGGAUGAUUUAUGGAAUAGUAAAAUGUAAAAAAUGUUAUCUUUGAAUGAAAUGAUUGUUUUCAUUAUAUAAGAGAAUAUAGUAUUCUGAUUUGUGGUGAAUGUCAUAUAAAGAAUUGUGAUAGUUUUAUAUUUAGCAUUUUUUUAUGUGUCUGUCAUAGUCAAUUUUUACUUUGGUUUAUCUAUUUAUUUGUUUUGUCAAUAACUUGAUAACCAAGAAGUUAAAACUCUUGAAAUUUUCUUUAUUAUUACAAUUAACUUUAAACAGAGACUGAACUGAUGACAGAACCCCCCUUUUUAUUGGCCCAUCAAUGCAUUUGAAUGGGGACUAAAGCUGUACCCCCCCCCUCUUUCUGGGUUGUGACCCCCCUUUUUAAAAUGGCUGGAUCCGCCCCUGAGAUACUAGUGUCUCUUAGCCAUUUUAUUGGAAAUAUUCUGUUGAUAUAUUGAUUGCAUUUCAUUUUGACUAAAGCAAUCCCCAAUCAAUCAUUUUUUCUAAAUUCUUUAAUGCUGUAUUAUGCAUGUUCCAGUAUUUUUAUAUUGACUAUGACAUGUUAUUUAUGUCCUAUGGACAGAAGACUAAGUGGUUGUUAAUAUUUGUUGUUUUUUAUCAUUUAUAAUAUUUGAAUAAUUUGAAAACUAAAAUUCAGGCAAAGCUUUGCUUAUUCAAAUAAAAUAUUUUUUCAACAUUUAUUGGAAUUGAAAGAUCUUUUAAAACACAAGAAAAAAAUUUCUAGAAAUAAGAUGUAAGAAUAUUGAAAUGUAGCAGGUUUGUUUCAUUUAUCAUCCAUGUUUGUUUAUAUUUAUUUUAAAAAUUGUAAAGUUUUUGUUUAGUGCAUAACAGGUUUGUUUGAAAUAAAUUAAAUUUUGACAUAUUGUAUCUUUAUAUCAUAAAAUUUCAUUAUUUUUUUAAUAAUAAUUUAAAUCGAGAAUUUUCGCCUCUGUUGACCCAAAUUUUAGAGAGAAAAAAAUGAAUAGAAUACAUUUUGAGUAGCUUAUAUUACACAACAUGUGAAUCUGAGAAUCUGCAUUUAAAUUGUUUGAAAUUGUCUUAUCUUAAUUUUACUUGUCGCAAUAGGUAUUUAAUAUGGUUUAACAAAUUCGUUUAUGCAAGUAAAUGAUGUGUUAUAUUCUUCUAGGAACUAUAACCUGCUAUUAUUGUGAUAAAAUGCCUAUUAAUAAAUGGAUUUUUUU